Molecule: messenger RNA, 2477 nt
Organism: Rana temporaria (common frog)
Lineage: Eukaryota; Metazoa; Chordata; Amphibia; Anura; Ranidae
Gene: HPGD
Product: 15-hydroxyprostaglandin dehydrogenase
Exons: 8
Coding region: 113-907 (264 amino acids)
Cellular component (GO): cytoplasm
Molecular function (GO): oxidoreductase activity, acting on the CH-OH group of donors, NAD or NADP as acceptor
Source: RefSeq, a predicted model, not a curated record
GAGGAGAGGAGAGUGAGCACACAGUACAAUCCAGGAGAGGAGGAGGACAGGCACCGCUGUACGGAGCACUACUACCACUACUACUACCGCUACUACCACUAUCACUACCAACAUGUAUGCCAAUGGGAAGGUGGCACUGGUCACUGGAGCUGCCCAGGGCAUCGGGAGAGCCAUGGUGGAGGAACUUCUACACAAGGGAGCCAAUCUUGUAAUGGUGGACCUGAACCACAUAGCUGGUGAAGAAUGCAAAUCUUCCUUGGAUGAGCAGUUUGGAAGUCACAGGACAAUGUUUAUCCAGUGUGAUGUCACAGACCAGGAACAGCUAAGAGAUGCCUUUCAGAGAACAGUGGAACAUUUUGGAAGGCUGGACAUAUUGAUAAAUAAUGCAGGCGUUAAUAAUGAGAAAGAUUGGGAGAAAACUAUUGAAGUGAAUCUGAUUUCGGUUAUUAGAGGAACAUAUAUUGGCCUAGAACUCAUGAACAAGAAGAAUGGAGGUCAAGGAGGUGUCAUAAUCAACAUAUCAUCUCUAGCAGGGCUCACACCUGCUGCCUAUCAACCAGUGUACUCUGCUUCAAAGCACGGGGUAAUUGGAUUCACAAGAUCAAUAGCAGCACUUGCAUCUAUUGGAAACUAUGGAGUACGAAUAAAUACAGUUUGUCCAGCCUUUGUAGACACUCCACUUCUAGAAUCUAUCGAGAAAGAAGAAAAUAUGGGAGAAUAUUUUAAAUACAAGGAUAACAUAAAGGACAUGAUGAAAUCAUUUGGUGUACUAGACCCAUCCCUCAUUGCCAAAGGAAUGGUGAGUCUCAUAGAAGACGAUGGAGCUAAUGGAGCUGUUAUGAAAAUUACAACUUCUCGGGGAAUUCACUUUGAAGAAUUUGGAGCACAUCAGAAGACAAAAGUGUGAAUCUGUGGUUUUCCUUUUUCGCUCUAACAAUAGCACAAAUCUAAAUUGCUGUUUAUAUAUAUAUAUAUCAUUCCAUCUUCCAGCUUUAUAUCUUUAAAACUAUUCUUUUUCCUUAAUGGCUCAUACUUCCUUGAUUUUUUGUAAAUAGGAAGGUGUCAAUGUAGUUGUUUUGAGAUAUAUACUGUAUAUAAUUAUAUGGGUUCCAGCCUAGAGAGCUCUUUUUGCUCACACAAAAAUGGCCGCAUACAGCUUUCAGGCACCCUUGCCUUUUCCCACGCUAAGUAAAUCAAAAUGUGCAAUUUUAUUGCAGUUAGCUUGUGAAAAGGCAGGUAUCUCUUUUGGUGGUUUUCUGGGAAUGUAUCAGGUUGUGUGCAUGCACAUUUAGGUUCUAUAUCCUUUUGUGCUUUGGUAGUGUCUGCCCAAAUAUAUAUUGAAAUUUAAAAGUGUUAAUUAACUAAUAUUUCACAACAGUUUUCAAUUUACUUUCAGUGAAAAACAUAUUUGAUUAUCAUUUUUCUCAACUUUAAACCCUAAUUUCAAUGUACCUGGCUCUGUCAGACAUUUUAUUUUUUAUUUUUUCAAUUCUUUAUUUUUUAUUUUCAGUAGAGAAGGGUGUACAAAUUACACAAAAUGGUAAUGCAUAGCGACAUUGAAAGUCAUUUAGAUCAAGGAUAUACAAAGCCAUUAGGAAUUGUUUAUAUGAUAAAUACCAUCAGAUGAAAUGAUAAGGAGCCUGUGAAGAAUAGGAGGGGGGGGGGUUGUACAGGGCAGAGGGGAGAAGUUAGGGUAAGGAAGGGCAACGGGAAAGAGAACUAUUGAAGAGAGUAGUGGUAAGGAGGCUGUGGGCAUGGUAGAGAUUGGAAGAGGAAGAAACUAUAAAAAAGGGGGGAGUUGGUCAAGCACAGGGCCAAAAUAAAUAUUAUCUAUGUGUUAAAGCUUUAUGAAUCGGGCAUAAUGGCUUACUACAUUUUGUGCAAUGCUCUCUGCUUUAUUGCAUACAUUUGUUGCCAGCUUUAAACAUAUUAUAAAUAAUUUCAUAAAAUAUAAGCAAUUCUAAUGAAUCUGUAUAUCAGCCAUGAGUAACAUGCCAACCCCAGGAAGGUACAGCAUACUGGAAGUUGCAACUGGAAGCUGAAGAUUUUUUGUGAUUAUUGUACAGUAUAUUAUAACCAAAAUCUGACUCCAGAAAUAUUUUCUUUACAAUAUGGAAAAUAGCCAUUAAAAGUAAAAGAAGAAAUGUAUGAUUUUUACUGGCUAUAGCAAUGAAAAUGUGUUUUACAAGUUUUGGAUAGAGUGCAGAAAGUUAAACCCCUGUCAACUUUUUAUUUAUAUCUGCAUCCUUGCUAGGGAGAUUCACCUUCAGCAUUUGUCUUGAAGACCAUUUUCACAGGGGCAGAAAGUUAUAGGAAAGGUCAUGUUCCAGUGAAUGUGAAGAUUCUCAUUUAUCCAGGUCAUGAUAUAACUAGCAGUAGUCAUUUAUUCAAUUGGAUUUGUUCUGUAAUGUUAAAGUGAUUGUAAAGGCUUUUUUUCCCUAUAAAAAUAACAAACAUGUUAUACUUAACUUCUCUGU